AUGAGUGCUGCACACGGCUUCAGCAUCCAUCAGCUGAUGGAGCUUGCGGGACUCAGUCGUGUAUUGGUGGUUGCAGGCCCUGGUAACAACGGAGGUGACGCGUUGGUAGCAGCGCGUCAUUUGGUGCAUUUCGGCUACACGCUGAGUAUCUUAUACCCGAAGCGCAGUGCGAAACCUCUUUUCCAGGGUCUGGUGACGCAGUGUGAACAGUUAAAGAUCCCAUUCAUUGAGCAGAUUCAGGACGCCUCGGCUGUAGAUGCCGCGUACGACUUAAUCCUGGACGGCAUCUUUGGAUUCAGCUUCUGUGGGAGCAUUCGCCCCCCAUUUGAUCACGUCGUUGGAACUCUCCAAAAGUGCCAGACUCCGAUCGUCUCCAUUGACAUUCCGUCGGGGUGGCACGUUGAGAAGGGGAACGAAAAUGGAGUCGGCUUGGAGCCACAGAUGCUGAUCUCGCUGACAGCACCGAAACUCUGCGCGAAGUUUUUUACUGGCCCUGAAAAGGUUCACUAUGUCGGAGGUCGAUUCGUGCCCGAGUAA
Molecule: messenger RNA, 537 nt
Organism: Phytophthora infestans T30-4
Lineage: Eukaryota; Oomycota; Peronosporomycetes; Peronosporales; Peronosporaceae
Product: apolipoprotein A-I-binding protein, putative
Exons: 7
Coding region: 1-537 (178 amino acids)
Cellular component (GO): mitochondrion
Molecular function (GO): NAD(P)HX epimerase activity
Source: RefSeq, a predicted model, not a curated record